CUUUCCCUCUCCGCUGAGUCUCGUUUCCUCCUGAUUCAGGAUCAGUUCAGACCGUUUCUGUUUAUAAACCGGGUCACGUGAAUGACAGGGGACAUCAGGGUCACAGCGGAACAGAGCUGACUUUGUCCUCCUCCACCUCCUCCUCCUCCUCCUCCCUUACCUGUCAGGUGAGUCGACACCUCACUCGGAGGGACGAUGUCCAACCUGCCGGAUGUUCUUGUUCUUCUCCAUAAACAGGAAAAAGAAACAAGGAAGCGAGCAGGAGGACACAAUGAAUCAGAUUCCCGGCAUGUAGCUGCUUGUUUUUAUGAAUUUUAAACUUUUAUACUUUUAAUGUCGCGGGAGAAGAAGAAUAUGUUUUCCUUUCUGCGGGCAGCCAGAGACCCGUCUCCUGAGAACAUCCACAUCUCCUCUCUGCCUCCCAGCAUUCCCACAGACCUGGAGCUGGAACGACCCGUAGACCGAGAAUGUGAGGUGGAGGCAGAGAAGGCAGUGAUCCAGACCACACACACACACAGAGGCUCGGCUCCCUCCGUCUUCCUGCAGAAACAAGAUAAUGAACCUGUUUCCAGUACUUACUUUGAACAGAGGGUCCCUGUUCCUGAGGAGGAUGGCGAGAAAGCGUUCAGCCUCUAUAAGCUGUGGGCGUUCACCGGGCCCGGGUUCCUGAUGAGCAUCGCCUACCUGGACCCAGGAAACAUCGAGUCCGACCUGCAGUCUGGAGCUAAAGCUGGCUUCAAGCUCCUCUGGGUGCUGCUGGCAGCGACCAUCAUCGGCCUGCUGCUGCAGCGGCUCGCUGCGCGGCUCGGCGUCGUCACCGGGAUGCACCUGGCCGAAGUCUGCAACCGGCAGUACCGCACGGUGCCUCGGAUCGUCCUCUGGCUGAUGGUGGAGCUCGCCAUCAUUGGAUCAGACAUGCAGGAGGUCAUCGGCUGCGCCAUCGCCUUCAACCUGCUCUCCUCUGGACGGAUCCCGUUGUGGGGCGGUGUCCUCAUCACCAUCGUCGACACGUUUGUUUUCCUCUUCUUAGACAAAUACGGCCUCAGGAAGCUCGAAGCUUUCUUCGCUUUUCUCAUCGCCAUCAUGGCCGUCACCUUUGGUUACGAGUAUGUGGUGGUGGGUCCGGACCAGGCCCAGCUGCUGAAGGGGAUGUUCCUGCCGUACUGUGAGGGCUGCGGUCCGGAGCAGCUGGGUAAGGCUGUGGGCAUCGUGGGAGCCGUCAUCAUGCCGCACAACAUCUACCUCCACUCUGCUCUCGUCAAGUCUCGGGAAGUCGACCGGACGAACAAGAAAGAAGUGAAAGAAGCCAACAAAUAUUUCUUCAUCGAGUCGACCGCGGCGCUCUUCAUCUCGUUCCUCAUCAAUGUGUUUGUGGUCGCUGUGUUCGCGGAAGCUUUCUACGGACGCACGAACCAGGAGGUGUACAACGUCUGCAAUCAAACAGGAAGUCCUCACUCAGAUCUCAUCCCUCAGAACAACCAAACUCUGGAGGUGAACAUCUACAAAGGGGGCGUGGUGCUCGGCUGUUUUUUUGGCCCUGCGGCGCUCUACAUCUGGGCCGUGGGGAUCCUGGCGGCGGGUCAGAGCUCCACCAUGACUGGAACAUACUCGGGACAGUUCGUCAUGGAGGGUUUCUUGAACCUGCGCUGGUCACGUUUUGCUCGGGUGCUGCUGACCCGCUCCAUCGCCAUCACUCCCACGCUGCUGGUGGCCAUCUUCCAGGACGUGCAGCACCUGACGGGCAUGAACGACUUCCUCAACGUGCUGCAGAGCAUGCAGUUGCCGUUCGCCCUCAUCCCCAUCCUCACCUUCACCAGUCUGCCGUCUCUCAUGAACGAGUUUGCCAACGGAUUAGUGUUUAAGAUCGGAGGAGGAGUCGUGGUGCUGAUCGUGUGUGCCAUCAACAUGUACUUCGUGGUGGUGUAUGUGACGGAGUUGGACAGUGCGUGGCUCUACGUGCUCGCUGCCAUCCUCUCCAUCGCCUACUUGACGUUUGUGGGAUAUCUGGCCUGGCUGUGUCUGAUCGCUCUGGGAGUUUCCUGCCUCGAUCCGUCCACCAAGAGAGAAAACGACACGACGAUCCUGAUCGAGCGCCAGCCGGAGUUCGACUCCUGAGUCACAUGUGGACAAUUAUUUCAAAGGUGCAGCUGGUAGCGACCCAACUCAGCAUAAUUCCUAGUCUUUCUCAUUUAUUUAUCACAGAAGAUGUUGCAUGAAUGGGAUAGAUUUUAAUAGUAUAUUAAAUAUAAAUAUUAAUAUUUAGUAAUCAGUGUUAGUUUGUUCUUUCAAGCCACCACAAUGGCUGAUUUUAUUAAGUAUUGAAGAUGCCAAAUCAGCAGGUUUACACUGUAUAUUAUGGGAAGACUCUACAGGUGAAUAGGGUAAUUUUUUUUUGUAGAUUAUUAUUUUUCUUAUAGAUAUCAGGAUGAUUUUUGCAUCACAAUUUUUUAUUUAUUUUAUGUUUAGAUGUGCAAAUGAGGUGUGAACAUAUGCACACAUUUGCAUAUAUUCACAGGACAUAAAUCCAAACUUUGGCUAAGGCAAAUUUCAAAGUUAUCAGAAAAUACUGUAAAAAGAAGAAAAGAGUCAAUUUUUGUCAUGUUUUUAAGAACAAAAUGUUCUUUAAAUCGGUAUGAAUGACUGAAUAUAGUAAGGAAUAAAACUGGUUAGUUUGGUGUCUGUAAGUGGAGCAGAAGUUGAGAUUUAUGAGAAAAAACUCACUUUGAGAAAACGGCCUUUUAAAGUUUUCAUACAUUCUGUAAAUGACUAUUUGAAAACAAAAUAUUGAAUCUAAUUAAUAGCAACAACAGUAUAGAACAUGUAAAACACAUAAUAUUGUGCAGUAAGUGCAGUUAGUGCAGGUCACGACCACAAGAGGCUUAAAUGUCUGAACGCUUAGGAACUGAGUUGGAAAUUACGUAAUUUCAUGGCCAAAAUUCUAUUUGAUUGAAUAAUCAUCUAGUGAUAUUCUCAAUAGCUUUAAUGGAUUCAUUGACCCAAAAAAAAGUAUAUUUUGAUACUGAGAUGGACCAUCUAAGUGGCUUGGAAGAUAUAUUGGUUCUCAUAGAUUUUAUAUGGCUGACAUCUCCAAUCCGCAAUCUUGAUGAAGUGGCUCCCAUCAAAAAUUUAAACUUAUGGUGAUAGAGAGCAUGUGGAAAAAAAUGUGGUGCUUUUGUCCGGCAAGUCCCCUUUAUUUAGCUCAGCCGCCUGACUAAAAGGAGUAAUGCUCAUUUUAAAGACCUGGUGGCCACCAUUUUGAAAUUGCGGCAUUUCUUGGAGUCAAAAAUUGGUAAACUUUAAGUAUGUUUUUAAGUACAUCUGAUACUACUGUAAACCAUUGAGAAACCUUUUGUUAGAUUUUUUGGAGGGUUAGUUUGCAACUGACUAGUUAAGUUAAAUGUAUUUUUCAGGCUCCAUGCAGUUCCUGCUUCAGCCACAGGGGGGCAGUGCAGGCCACCACAGACUCUCCUCAGUUACAGUAAAUAAUAUCUCCCCACCAGAGCUGAACAACAUAACACAACACAUUAAAUGACACGGUGUGUUACAUCAUGUGUUGUUACGGCUGCACAGGCAGAGAAUGAUCACAUCCAGCAAAUAAAGACAGAUAGUUUAACUGUCAUAUUCAUGCACAUACAGAUGUGUUUGACAUGCCUCUGUGAAGAGUUGCAACUAUUGUGUAACAGCGAGCGAGCACUGCUGGUUACAGUGUUUGAAUUCCAGUCCUGAAGAGCUGAGAGGAGAGGAGAGGCGGACGGACAGGUUUUUCUUUGCAUUGUGGCGGGGAACUAUUUUUUUUUUUUCCUGUCAUGGAGGCAGAGUUAUGUAAGAGGGGAGAGUCUUCCCACCGCCCCUCUCUGUUUUUGUUUUUCUCAAUGAGCCAAUGUCUCCCUGCCUAGGCCUCACAGCCUGUCCAGUAGGCCCCUUUCCUGGAAACAUAGCCUAGCAGAGGCCACUCAGGGUUGGGAGGGUUGGAGAGGGAGGGGUGUGAGGGUGGGCUCUUCCAGCAAAUCACAUGAUUGUAGACCCUUCAGUCCCGGCCCUACAUGAGGCUCAGAUGCUGCGAGCACAUUUCAACAGCCAGUUUGUCAUCAGCAUGAUUGGAUGUGGCUAAUGCAUGGCAGAGUGCAUGAGGCUGUAAGUAGACGCUGUGGAUUCCCAGGUGUGACAUGUAGAAAUAGAACCACAACGCCUGAUGGAUACGUGUGUGUGUGUGUGUGUGUGUGUGUUUGUGUGUGUGUGUGUGUGUCAGAGGUUAAUGUGAUUUUAAUUGCCACCUCAGAUUUCAGCUGUAAUUUUGCACCAAAUAUGUCUGAUCUUUUCUCCUUUUGCCUUUAGUGAUUUUUUUAUUUGAUUUUUUUACAGUGUAUUUAGAUUAAUAUGAUCUAUUUUUAAAGUGUUGUUUUUGUAUAUAUUUGCAUUCAUGUGACAGACUUACUGAUUUAUUUAUCCUUGUUGCAGCGGGGUGAAAAAAGCAGCCCCAUGUUGUUUUAUGACCGCAGCUCGCCAUAACUGACUGAUUUUAAAGACUUUGCAAUUAUAAAAAUCAUUAAAUGCAUUAUUGAAUUGUAAACAAACGGCUCGGCUGAACAAACACAAUAAACCACAACAUGGAAAUACAGAUUGCAUGUCAGGAUCAUUUAAAAAAUCAUCACAUUUGUUUGCAUUUUAUAUGUAUUCUCCCUUUCACUCAGGUUUGAUUUAUUCCCUCUUCCUUCCGCCUCAUGUUGUUUUUAACGUGCCUGCGCAUUAGUUUCUGUUAACUGAUGAAAGAUGGAGGAAGCUUUAACUUGUACCUGAUGUUUGAAGUCACAUGUUUUUUCCAGGGGUACACACAGCACCCUUAAACUCUCGGCUCAGGGCCUCAAACACCAGCUGAUCCCCUUUCUUUCUCUCAGAGGAAUGCAGGAGAAGAGGGCACCAGAGAUCAGGCUCAGAUAAUGAAUUUCAAGUUGAUUUAGUUAACAGUGGCAUCAGCUGUAAACCGCAUGACAUUUUCCAGCUGUGCGGUCCGUACUUAUCCUGUAUAUAUUUUUACACAGAUCUGUCAGUGCUGCUCUAAAAUGUCCGACACCAGGAAUGCAAACAGCAGAGCCAUUCUUGUUUAUGUCUUGCAUUGUGGCCACUGUGGGCACUGGCUGAGCUCGGGGUGUAAUGGGCCCACAUGUGUUCGGAACGGGCAGAUUUUAAACUGCAAGUCCUUUUAUUAACAAGUUUAUUUUACUGGUUCUUUCUUCAGCUGAACUGGUCUAUACAUACACUAAUUUAUGUGCUUAAAUAUAGCAAAUACCUGCUGCUGUCUGUGCAUUACAGUGAGCGGAUCACUGAGGCACUGCAGAACCUCCACGCUGUAAAUAUGAAUAUUGCCCAACAUGAUGUCAAACCCACUUCUAUUCAUUUGAACAAGGUAAAACAUGUGUUUUAGCUCUGGCUGCUCAGGAAAUCACUUUACUCAAUGUGGGGGGAAAUUAUUAUAAAAUAGACAGGAUUCGUCUGCAACAGAUUGCAUCUUCUUUUAAUUAAGAAGAGUAAAAACAGCUAUUUUUAAUGCAUUUUUUUCUCUAAUUAAUGACUGAAUUGAGACCUAAAUAAUUGCUAAAUCUUCACAGAGUUGUUUAAAUGUUAUACUUGUCUGUAUUCUUUCACAUGAUGCAACCGGUAUGUAAUGUUUUUGAUGGUAAAAUAACUGCGUUGGAGUCUGUUGUUGCACAAAUGUUCAGUGAUUGCUGUAACACAGUGGUUCCCCCAGCAGUUUUCAGGCAAUAACAAGUUGCAGUUUCAUUUUAUUGUUGUGUCAGUAAAAGGGAAGGAAAAAGAGAGAGAAAAUGAAAGGAGCUUGGGUCAUUGGUUUCACUCUGCCCUCUGUUACCCACACACAGACACACACACACACACACA
Messenger RNA from Centropristis striata (black sea bass), 5895 nucleotides. Its product is annotated as natural resistance-associated macrophage protein 2-like. NCBI's taxonomy places the organism in Eukaryota, Metazoa, Chordata, Actinopteri, Perciformes, Serranidae. Gene Ontology annotation, cellular component: plasma membrane. Gene Ontology annotation, molecular function: manganese ion transmembrane transporter activity; cadmium ion transmembrane transporter activity; iron ion transmembrane transporter activity. The transcript is spliced from 16 exons. Bases 334 to 2115 code for a protein of 593 amino acids. The record is from RefSeq and is a predicted model, not a curated record. Gene Ontology annotation, biological process: metal ion transport.